This is a messenger RNA of Rubroshorea leprosula, 1680 nucleotides long. NCBI's taxonomy places the organism in Eukaryota, Viridiplantae, Streptophyta, Magnoliopsida, Malvales, Dipterocarpaceae. The record is from the annotation of a GenBank genome assembly.
ACAUAUGUCCUCAAUCCCAUCUUAUGCUUAAUUCAUGUCUGCAGUGCCAAUAGAAUUUAAUCCUCCUCUCUCUCUUCUUUAAACUAACAUCCAUAACGCCCCAAAUUCUUCUUAAUUCUCUGCGUUUAUUCUGCAACCAGAAAACAGAGAUAAUGGCCGAACCUCACCACCACGGAGUUUCCGGCGUUGCAGAUUUUGAACCUGCAAAAAAACUAAAGGGAAACAAACUGGCCAUUGCUUGCUCCAUAUUCGCUUGCAUGACUUCCAUUUUGAACGGUUAUGACACUGGGGUGAUGAGUGGAGCUGUGAUCUACAUUCAGAGAGAACUCAAAAUCAGCGAGACUCAGGUGGAAACACUGGGGUGAUGAGUGGAGCUGUGAUCUACAUUCAGAGAGAACUCAAAAUCAGCGAGACUCAGGUGGAAGUACUUAUGGGUAUACUCAACUUGUAUUCCUUAAUCGGCUCCUUCGCUGCUGGAAGAACCUCCGACUGGCUUGGUCGCCGGUACACUGUCGUGAUCGCAGGUGUUAUUUUCUUCGUCGGAGCUCUUCUCAUGGGGUUUUCUACAAACUAUGCUUUUCUCAUGGUGGGUCGAUUUGUGGCUGGUAUCGGCGUCGGUUUCGCUCUCAUGAUUGCUCCCGUGUACACCGCCGAGGUCUCUCCGGCAGUAAGCCGCGGCUUCCUCGCCUCAUUUCCUGAGGUGUUCAUCAACAUCGGAUUAUUACUUGGAUAUGUAUCCAAUUACGCAUUCUCGGGGCUUCCGAUGCACUUGGCGUGGCGGAUGAUGCUUGGAGUGGGUGCAAUCCCCUCCGCGGGCUUGGCCAUUGGGAUCCUUUUCAUGCCGGAGUCGCCACGGUGGCUGGUCAUACAGGGCCGCCUCGGCGAGGCCAAGAAGGUCCUUAACAAAAUCUGUGAGUCCAAAGAAGAAGCUCAAAACAGGCUCAACGACAUUAAAGAGGCUGCCGGAAUCCCUCAAGACUGUAACGAUGAUAUUGUUCAAGUUACAAAACACAGCCAAGGCAAAGGCAUUUGGAAAGAGCUAUUCAUCCACCCCACUCCCUCCGUUCGACAUGUCUUAAUCGCCGCCCUUGGAAUCCACUUUUUCGAGCAAGCCUGUGGCAUGGACUCCGUUGUACUCUACAGUCCUAGAAUCUUCGCAAAGGCUGGAAUCGCAUCAAACAGCCACCAGUUCCUUGCCACCAUCGCUGUUGGAUUGGUCAAGACCACUUUCAUCUUGAUUUCCACGUUCCUCUUAGAUCGGGUGGGGCGGCGGCCAUUGCUCCUUGGCAGCGUUGCUGCAGUGACAAUUUCCUUGGGUACCCUCGCGACAGCACUCACCAUAAUCGACCACUCAGAGAAAAAGCUGACAUGGGCAUUGGUGCUAUGCAUAGUGGCGGUCCUAUCAUGCGUUGGCUCAUUUUCAAGCGGACUGGGACCAAUUACAUGGGUGUACACUUCGGAGAUCUUCCCGUUGAGGCUACGUGCACUAGGGGCGAGUGUGGGAGUGGCGGUGAAUAGGACGACGAGUGGGAUUAUAGCCAUGACAUUCAUUUCACUGUACAAAGCCAUAACGAUUGGCGGUGCGUUCUUCCUGUACGCCGGAAUUGCGAUGGUGUCGUGGAUUUUCUUUUACAUGAUCUUACCGGAGACUCAGGGGAAGACGUUGGAGGAGAUGGAGGG